Messenger RNA from Striga hermonthica, 2634 nucleotides. The record is from the annotation of a GenBank genome assembly. Lineage: Eukaryota; Viridiplantae; Streptophyta; Magnoliopsida; Lamiales; Orobanchaceae.
AUGGGAACAAAAAUACACUGUGAAAGCUACUUGCCGGAACUUUACUCCAUGAGGGAUCUUAAUGAGAAUUCUAGCAUUAGUAGUUGGCCCUUUUUUUGCGGGGAUAGGAACUUACCGAACGGGCAGCAUUGCAAUGGAUUCAUGCCAAGGGGUUCAGUGGAUGGUUAUCCAGUGCACGAAAAGGAUGCUUUGAAGCAAAAAAUGCUCGAACACGAGGCAGUAUUUAAAAAUCAGGUGUUUGAGCUCCACCGUUUGUACCAAAUCCAAAGGGACAUGAUGGAAGAAGCAAAAAAGAAAGAACCCAAUAGAAAUCGGGCUUCAAUGGAGCCCGCUGCUUCAUCGUCAAAUCUUCACAAUCCUCGAGAGGAGGCCAAAAAAUGGCACAUGGCAGGUUUUUCUCUACCGAAUUCUAGUUAUUGCAGAACAUCUAUUCCCGGGUUAGAAAUCGUCAAUUCUCCCACGAGUUGCUUGAGAAUAAACACGCCACAGCCCGGUGGUAAGCCUUUGUUUGAGAACAGGCCCACUUCGAAGGUGGACUCUGACGGGCCGAGGCCCUCGAAGGUGAGGAAGCGUUUGUUCGAUCUUCGUCUUCCGGCUGAUGAGUACAUUGAUAUUCAAGAAGGGGUGAAUUCUAAAGAGUGUAAAGAAUCUCAUGUAUUGGGUUAUAAUGUUCGGCCGGAAUGUAGUACAAAACUAUUCAUUGGUGGUAGUGGUUUUAAAGGUUCGAAUGGUUUGGCUGAUUUAAACGAGCCCAUUAUAAUCGAUGAUGAUGAUGAUGACGAUGAGGGUCCAUCAUCUGUUGAUUUUCUUGGCCAUGCUGGAACUAUCAAGGCUAAAGGGAUCGAUCGGCUUAAUGGAUUUUCGAUAAAUUCAUCUUUUGAAAGUAAAGUUGGUACAAAAGGACUGCUCUCUCAUAUAUCUGAAGCAGGAUCUUCUAGGGGUAAUAACUACUACUCGCCAGCUCAAAAUCGUCAACCGGAUAAGUUGUUUUUACCUUCCCAUCAUGGAACAAAUCGAAAUGGUUGUUAUCACAACAGGGAAGAUGUGUGGAGGAGGGAUAAGCCCCGACAGAUUCUAGAAUCUUCUAUCAGAAAUCACAACUCUUCUUCUUACUUCACCACUUCAUGGGCUCAUCCCGUCCCACAUUGGGCCAACCCAACUAGUAGCUCGGCCCAAACGUCGUCAACCGCGUUCGAAACGCGCCUUAAACCUUUGUUUUCCCAAAGAAACAAUGAAGCCGGAUCUUAUAACACGUCCACCUCAGCAUCGAAACAAGUACAAGUACACCCGCCAUUGACUGGCAUUGACUUUUUUAAUAAUGGUUCCAGAAUUUUCUCAACUGGGCCUCCUUGGGCGGGCCCGAAGAAGCCCGUGAUCGAUAUUAACUCAACACCGCAGGAUACAAAUGGAGAAAGCAAGCCUGAAGAAGACUGCCAUCUAGUUCCCUUGCCUUGGCUCAAGCCUAAGCCCAAGCCCGAGCCCGUGACAGAUUCUAAAGUUACUUCUCCGGAGGCCCACCGAGCCGUUAACAAAAUUCUCGGAAUUCCCAUUUUCGGAAAAAGCACACCUCCCGAGGUAAACAAUGUCGGUGGUAAUGAGAGGAAUAAUGGGUUGAUUGAUAUAAACAUCGCUUGUGAGCCAGACGAGCAGAUGGGCCCCGACGAGCCUGUUACUACUUCAAAAAGAGAAACUUCUUCUAAUAAGGGCGAAUUUAUCAGGGACCGAGUAAUCGACUUAAACUCGUGCCUAAGUGAUUGCGAAGAUUAUUCACCAGCACCAAAUAACGAACGAAAAACGGCCAGCGUAAAAAUAACCCUUGAAAUCGACCUUGAAGUUCCUGUUUUUCUCGAUAGCGAGGAGGAAGAUAGCUCACUACUCUCCAAGGAACAUACGCAAGAACACAAGCUGCACUCACAGCUUUUGCAGAACACCAAAAACGAGCCCGUAAAAGAUGAAAUGCUUCAAAAUGCAGCAGAAACUAUAUUUGCCAUCUCAUCAACGGGCCCACAAAACGACACACGACCGGAAGUUUCCUUGUCUGAGGCCAUAAAUUGGUUUGUGGAUGCCAUUUCAGCAUGCCCGGAUGAAAAACUGAGGACCGAACACUUCCGGGCCAAGAAAAUUGAUGAAUUUGAGGCCAUGACUUUGGAACUUGCGGAGACCAAAGAAGAGGAUUAUAUGCCGAAGCCAUUCGUGCUCGAUAUUCCGAAGAAUGAGGAAGAAAACGAGGCGAAUGCAUUAGCAAUGAGGUCGAGGAGGGGCCAGACGAGGAGGGGUAGACAGAGGAAAGAUUUUCAACGGGAUAUUCUCCCGGGCCUGACUACUUUGUCGAGAAAUGAGGUGACUGAGGAUCUUCAGAUAUUCGGUGGGCUCAUGCGGGCCACGGGCCAUUCUUGGAAUUUCGGGCUGACGAAGAGGAAUGGGGGCGGUAGGGGCAGGAGACGGGCGGCAGCAAAUGUGGCAGUCGAGACUUCUUGCUCGAGUCUGUUAAUGAAGCAAAUUGGUAAUAAUAAUAACAAUCGAGUCGUUGAGGGUGGUUUGGAGGAUCAGAGGCUGGCUGGGUGGGGGAAGACUAGGCGGCCCAGAAGGCAGAGGUGCCCGGCAGGAAAUAUUUCGACCGUCGUGCUGACGUGA